UAGGAGGCAGGGCGUUUUGGCGAGCUGCUGAUAUAAAAUGCGGAAUUUGAAAGUCGUUCUAUAUAUUCUGUUAUUUUGCAGUGAAAGACAUUGACCGAUGUAAAUGGAUUGAUACUGAUAGCCAACGAAGAGGUUUUGUAGCAGAGAUUUUGUUACUUUUGGACUUUUCACUUAAAAGUUGAGCACAGAAACAAUGAAUGAAGUCAAUGGAAGUUGUUUGUUGAACAAGUCAUUGACAGAGGAUAACCGUUUCAGUAACCUGGAGGAUAUCGACGUGACAGCGGACGGUAGUCCGGCUUUGAGGUUCCUUAUCUGUAUCAUCUACUCGGUAGUGUGCGCUGUGGGAUUAGUGGGCAAUUUACUAGUGCUCUUCUUUAUAAGAGUUAAACAAGAGAGAAAAAAAUCCAUAAUUAACUUUUUUGUUCUCAAUUUAGCGGUGACGGACUUCCAGUUUGUGUUGACGCUGCCGUUCUGGGCAGUGGACACAGUUCUGGACUUCAGCUGGCCGUUUGGAGACGCCAUGUGCAAAAUCAUUCUCUCCGUCACAGUUAUGAACAUGUAUGCAAGCGUUUUUUUCUUGACAGCGAUGAGUGUGACCCGAUAUUGGUCUGUUGCCUCCGCUUCAAAAAACCGAAAGAGACUAAACCCGUGCUCUGUCAAAUGGGUGUGCGUAGUUAUUUGGGUAUCAGCAACAGUUGCUACUGCACCUACCUCCAUAUUUUCUACGGUGAUGAACGUGACAGGGGAAAAACUCUGUCUUUUGAAGUUUCCCGGUGGACAAUAUUGGUUAGCAGUGUAUCAUGUUCAGAAAAUACUAUUUGCCUUUGUAUUACCCAUGGCCAUCGUCUCAAUAAGCUACAUAAUGCUUCUGCGAUUCAUCCGCUGUCGUAGUAUGAAACCAAACAAUCCCAAACGCAGAUCUCAAGUCACUAAGUCUGUGUCAAUUGUUGUUCUAUCAUUCUUUCUUUGCUGGAUGCCUAAUCAUGCUAUCACUUUCUGGAGUGUGCUAGUCAAAUUUAACGUGGUUAAUUGGGAUCAGUCAUACUACAUUGUUCACACUUAUGUUUUCCCGGUGACAGUCUGCCUGGCGCACACCAAUAGUUGUCUAAACCCUGUUAUUUAUUGCCUUAUGAGAAAAGAAUUCAGGAAGAAAUUGAAGGACUUAAUUGAUCGGAGAUAGAACAUUUUAAGGCACCUGUGAAAAUGGUGAAAACGCACACUGGUAAAAAGAAAACCAGGCGCAGAGCCAGACGCACGGCUGAUGCGAAAUGUCACAAAGUAGCCUAUAGGCUGUAACGCAGACAACAAGAAAAUAAUGUUUGUUAAACAUUGUAUUGUAAUUAUAUUUAAUUAAAUGUACAUGAUUUGAUUGAUUUUAGUAACAUGAGCAUGAUGAAUAGCCUGCUGUGACUGUCAAUUCGUGAACAUAUGUAGCCUAAAUGCAUGCCCCAUGGAUUGACCAAAGUGUUCUGAGUGAUUGUUGUCUUUAUCUUAUUUAGGUUAACUAAUGAAUGCAACAUUAUGACAUGCAUACAUUGCCUGUAAAGUAUUUCUGUGCAACGC
Molecule: messenger RNA, 1563 nt
Organism: Osmerus eperlanus (European smelt)
Lineage: Eukaryota; Metazoa; Chordata; Actinopteri; Osmeriformes; Osmeridae
Gene: rxfp3.3a1
Product: relaxin family peptide receptor 3.3a1
Exons: 1
Coding region: 194-1180 (328 amino acids)
Biological process (GO): G protein-coupled receptor signaling pathway; positive regulation of cytosolic calcium ion concentration; calcium-mediated signaling
Cellular component (GO): external side of plasma membrane; membrane
Molecular function (GO): C-C chemokine binding; C-C chemokine receptor activity
Source: RefSeq, a predicted model, not a curated record